AUGCAACAAGACUGCAGCGGCCUUUGUGAGCCCAGAAUCGAGCGUAAUCUCUUCUCACUGUCAACAUCCAACAAAGGCCGCAUCAUCGCGGAACAGCACAUCACAUGCUCCAACAGCCUGGCCGAAGACAGCUCUCCCGGACCGAGAUCAUUACAAUACCUGGGUUCUCAUCCCGCCCUCAAGGCUCCAGUACUGCAUCACAGGGGCAUCGCUUACACGGCAGCCUGUCACCGAGCCACUGAUGUCGACACCAUCGACAUCCCCCACCCCGCAGUCCCAUCAACGAGGCCGCCAGGCAGACGGCAAAGGCCCGUGGAUCCUCUAGCGUAA
Messenger RNA from Purpureocillium lilacinum, 330 nucleotides. The record is from RefSeq and is a predicted model, not a curated record. NCBI's taxonomy places the organism in Eukaryota, Fungi, Ascomycota, Sordariomycetes, Hypocreales, Ophiocordycipitaceae.